AUGCCGUCGGUCAUCUUCCUCGACCUCGAUGGGGUGCUCAAUCGCACGCGGGAUGCGCCUCACCUGCGGCUCGACGACGACCUCGUGGCGCGGCUCCGCUCGCUGGUGCGUGACACAGGUGCCGCCAUCGUCCUCUCGACGUUUUGGCGAGCAUUCGAGGAGUACGUGUCAUACGUCCUUUCGCGUCACGGCAUCCCGCACGGCACCGUCAUUGGCCGCACACCGGGCCGCAACUCGUCCUUUGACUUUGUGACGGCCACCGCCAGCGAGCCCGCGUUUCGCUCUCGGGCGGAGGAGAUCACCGUCUGGCUAGCGACGCAUCCGGAGGUGGCCAGCUUCGUCAUCCUCGAUGACAGGCCUUCGGCGGCGAACGGCGACGGCACCGUGGGUGAGCCGCUCGCAAGCCGCUUCGUCCAGACCGAGACUAGCGUCGGGCUGUCGGAUGCAAACGUGGCGCGUUGUCGCGAGGCGCUGGCCAGCAAGGUUUCUGACGCGGAGAAGUCGGUGUUUCUUCAAGCUGCUGGUCUGGCUCCUCCCAAGAGCCACGACCCUCGAGGCCUUGUCGACACCGCGCCGGGCAGCGUGAACGAGGAGGCCCAAGCCCUAUCGCGGGAGCUGUCGGCAGGCAAGCUCACAGCGCUCACAGACCUCAACCUCAAAAAGGCGGGCCUCGCAGCGCUCCCGCCGCAGAUCGGAGAGCUUGCGUCGCUCACGAAACUCGACAUCUCGCUCAAUACCCUCUCGACGCUGCCCGCGGAGACCAGCGGUCUCUCGUCGCUCCGAAUCCUUUUUAGCCUCGGCAACGAGUUCGAGUCGAUCCCGUCCGUGCUCCGCAGCCUCCCGCGGCUGUACAUGCUCUCCUUCAAGUCCAACCGGCUGACGCACAUCCCCGAGGACGCGCUGGCGCCAACCAUCGAGUGGCUCAUCCUGACGGACAACUUGCUCGAGGAACUGCCGGCCUCGAUCGGCUGCCUCAAGACCCUCCGCAAGUGCAUGCUCACCAACAACCGGCUGCUCGCGCUGCCCGACUCGCUGCUGCAGUGCCGCGAGCUCGAGCUCAUCCGCCUCGCGGACAACCGGCUGAGCGACCUGCCACGCGGCUUCUGGCAGCUGCCUAAGCUCGCGUGGGCGGGCCUCGCCGGCAACCCGCUCGUUGCGCGCGCCGCGCCGCUGCCGCCGCCCCGCUGGGUGGCGCCGGCGGAGCUCGAGGUGGGGGAGCAGAUCGGCGCGGGCGGAGGCGGCUUCGUGCACCGGGCGGUGUGGAGCGCGCAGCCCGACGAGCCGGUCGCCCUCAAGCUCUUUCGCGACGCGGGCACCGUCACCGACGGCGACCCCGCGCACGAGAUCGACGUGGGCUCGGCGCUGACGCAUCCCAACGUCAUCCGCGUCCUUGGGGCGACGCCGCGGCCGCAGCUCGGGCUGGUGCUCGAACUGCUGCAGCUGAACAAGGCGUCGGCCGGCGGCGGCUGGGGCGAGCUGGGCAAGCCGCCCAACUUUGACACGUGCGCCCGCGACACGUACCCGGCGGGCACGACGUUUGGCGCGCCGUUUGUGCUCCGCGCGCUAAGCGGCGUCGCUGCCGCGUGCGCACACCUGCACGCGCAGCAGCUCUCGCACGGCGACCUGUACGCACACAACACGUUGGUGCGGCACGACGGCGAGCCAAAGGUGGGCGACUUUGGUGCCGCAUACAACUAUGCGCCGCUCGGCGCCGAGGCCGCGCCGCUGGUGGAGCGCGUCGAGGUGCGCGCCUUCGGCUGCCUUGCCGAGGAGCUGGCGACGCGCCUGGCGCCCGCCGCCGGGGACGAGAGCGAGGCGGCGCUACAGCGCAACCUUCUCGGGCUCGCGCGCGAAGCGUGGAUGGGUGCGGCCGUGGGCGCGCGGCCCAGCUUCGCCGAGGCGUGCCAGCAGAUCGAGGCGCUCGCACGUGCAUAUUUCGAGGCUCCUCCCCCUUUUCCGUGGUGA
Messenger RNA from Emiliania huxleyi CCMP1516, 1965 nucleotides. RefSeq lists its product as hypothetical. The coding region runs from base 1 to 1965 and encodes 654 amino acids. Gene Ontology annotation, molecular function: ATP binding; protein kinase activity; receptor serine/threonine kinase binding. The record is from RefSeq and is a predicted model, not a curated record. NCBI's taxonomy places the organism in Eukaryota, Haptophyta, Isochrysidales, Noelaerhabdaceae. Gene Ontology annotation, biological process: protein phosphorylation. The transcript has a single exon.